Molecule: messenger RNA, 363 nt
Organism: Aspergillus luchuensis
Lineage: Eukaryota; Fungi; Ascomycota; Eurotiomycetes; Eurotiales; Aspergillaceae
Exons: 1
Coding region: 1-363 (120 amino acids)
Source: RefSeq, a predicted model, not a curated record
AUGGGAACCUCUAUUGCGAGUCUAUCAGACGAUAGACUGCUCAGCAUAAGCCGCACCGAAUCAUCAUCAACUCCAGUUUCUAAGAAAGAGCAGCAGGUGAUUUGGAAAACCUGCUCGGUCUUCCAGAGGAAGAUGUUCUUGGGGGCUAUCUAUUUCAGUGAAAUUGAUAUGACGUUUAAGAGAUUUACUGGAAAUGGUAUGCGCAAACUGUUUCGAUCACCGGGAAAAGACACCGUGACCAUGGAGAAAGACCUGGAUUGCAAUCUGGUGAACGCACUCGAUUGCACCCGCGUCGGAGGUAUGCAUGAACCGCCUAUGGAUUAUGUCUACUGCGAGGUCCUGUACCAGCAAGUCAAGAUGUAA